Molecule: messenger RNA, 9875 nt
Organism: Porites evermanni
Lineage: Eukaryota; Metazoa; Cnidaria; Anthozoa; Scleractinia; Poritidae
Source: the annotation of a GenBank genome assembly
GAAAUCUGUCGUUGCAUGUUUCCCGUGGACAAGCAAAGAAAAUUAAUAUUUGUUCAUAAAGCAAGUGGUAUCUCAUCCGAAACUGUGACAGGAAAACUGCAAGCAGCUGAACUAUCUCACGUCUAAUUUACAUAGCGGUGGCUUCACGGAAAUCAUUCUUUUAUCUGGACACUUACGUGCCACGUCUGCCUUCUAUUGCACGAAAUAUCCGAUGUCACGACAGAUCGAUCGUGAACCAUCGUCUUUAAACUUGCAGUUUGUAAAUGUUCAGUAUUGGGUUUGUUUGAUAUUGGCCCAGCGGUAAAUUCAUUUUGGCAAAAGCUGGUGUUUUGUGUUUCGAAUGCAAAUCGAUGAUCAACAUUUGGCUGUCGAAAGCACUGUUUUGUCUUCGAUUUGUUGACGGGACGUUGACCGGGACGAUAUAAAUUGGCGAGGAGAACCCGCUUAUAUUCUGUGGACUGCUCAUAAAUAAUUUCGCAAAUUUAUAGUCUGCAGAUCGUUGCGGUUGUAUGUAAAAUACUGGGCCUCUAUAAAUAUACAAUGAGUGGAUUCUAGAAGCGAUUCAUGCCGUAGUGUUGUUGACGGAACUAAAGCCAACUUUUUAUUCGGUAGACUUUCACACUUCGUCGACUUCUCCAUGACUGACGUGGAUUCAAAUUUUCUAUCGCCAGAAUCGAUACUAAAGCGAACUUCAAGCGAGCCUGAUAUUUUUGGUUCGGGCAUUCGACAUAGAACAUGUAGCAAUUCUUCCCAACUGCAAUAUAACAGAGCGAGAGAGCGAUCUAGGGCUUCGUUUACAAACAAGGAACGGUCAAGAUCUCCAUCCCCGCCGAAUGGUAUUUUGGUAACUGAUUAUGAAGGACAAAUGAUUGUUGACGGAAGGUAAGAGAAACAGAAGUUGAGAGCUUCCAGUUGAGAUUAGAUUUGAUUAAUUGUUAUCACAGAAUCGAUUUGUACUGCAUGCUUUCUGUACACAUGAUAUAUAUAUAUAUAUAAGCCUAGAAUAUUUUUUUAUUAUGUCUUGUGAAGGAUAUCAAUCACCUUGUUCAAGACUAGUUUAAUACUUGCAGAAAAAUAUUUGUUCCUCAAGGAAAUAAUGUAGUAGUAUUACACGUCGUUUCUAGAAGUAUGAAUCAGCCCUGUCGAUUGAUGUUCUCAGAUAAUCUCACUUUUAGUUUCGAUUUCGGCCAUCCUGUAUUUUUAUUAUGAGUUUAUCUUAUUAUUUUGGCAAAAAGUUACCCGCAUUUCAGUCCUUCUUUUUGUCUGAUAAUUAUGUUUUCAUUUUGCAAUGGCCUGUCCCAGUCCGAAUCCAGCCAGAAACAACAUUAGACAACGAUAAAACUAUGUAAGUUCCGUGCGUAUGGGAAGUAAGUUCUUGUAGCAGAAUCCUGGUGAUACAAAAUUUAAUAUAAUUUAUACCAAGGAUCAAAACAUUACCACCUGUUCUUUCAAUUCCACUAUUGAUAAAAUCCAAUAACUGUGCAUUUAUGAUAUGUAAUUAUUUAUUACUUUGGCUGUCUUCCAUUUGUCACAAAGUUUUUAAGGCUGUGCUACAGUGGUGCCUGGUGCCACCUGGCAGCUCUCUUAAAUUUGCCUUUAAGCCUACUCAGAACAUUCCUAGGCUAUCAUGCAAUAACAUGACAUCUAACCCAUGCAGGGCAGGGUGGGGAGAGAGGGAGAAAGGUCUACACAUGAGGAUGUGGCUGUUUAAGUAAUUUAAGAUUAAAAAAAGUUAAUAUUAUAUUAUUUUUAACUUCAAGUUAUUUCAGAAUAACAAUGAACAGUUUUAAAAUGUUCAAUCACAUGUAUAAAAGGUGAAGGUCACCAUUAAAUUAAUAUUGUAAUUUUUUUCAGCUCAUUGAAUGAUAGUUGUGCCAGUGACGAGUUCUCCUUCAGAGAUCGUGCCCCAACUUCUCCAAGCCGAGAGGAAGUAAAGGCACAAGCAUUUGAUCGAUUACAAGAAGAACUAAAGAAAGCUCAAGAAGUGAGAGAGGCUUUGCAAGCAUUUUUGUGAUUUUUUAAAUAACGAUUACUGACGACUACAUAUUUUUGUAAAUGAUGAUGUAUAUAUAUAUAUGUAUGCUAAAAGAAUUACUGAAGGGAUUUAGUUAUGGUAAUUUUUACCAAUUAGAACUGUCUGGUAUUUGAGUGAUGUUACUAGAGCUUGCUGGGGGGCUACAAGUUAAUAGAAAUAAUGUAUAUUGAACCAUUAGUAAUGAAAUUAGUAUUAUGUUAAGAAGAGAACUAAUAUUGUGGUCAGUUGCCAAUACUUGAGGCGUGUAGUAGUUUGACAUCGCGUGUAGAAAACAUGCAUUGUGCAUGCAACCCACAGAUUAGUCAGUUACAGUGCUGUAUCUGCUAGUAGAUAUAUACAUGUAAGGCCGUCCCCCCCUUUUUUUUUUCGUUUAGCGUCGAAUGCGUUUCCUGAUAUUGGGUCGCUCGGUCGGAUUGAAAAAAAAAAUUCGAAAAAAAAAUCACAAGUAGUCUCAGAACAGAGGCCCUGUUAUCCCAGGAUGACAUUAAAAGUUAACAUUUACAUAUUUGGAUUAACAAAAUGCACAACAUACUGUACAGAAAGUUUCCUGUUUUUGUUCCUGUUUUUCUCUACACUGUUACUGUGCUCAUUUUUCAGAUUAAAAGAAUUAUUUCAAGUGAAAAAUGGUUUAUCCACUUCUUUACUUCUUCUUUUAUUUUUUUGAAAAUGCCAAAAAUUUGGGUCGGUCAGACGAUGCUAAAUGGAGCAAAAAACGAGCAUAGCCUAAACUAAAUAAAAAUCUGUAGGUUAAUGAGCUAAUUUCCUAAAUUACCUGCAGGCUUAUAGCCAAUGAGAAUACACAUAGUGAGUACAAGGUAUAAUAGUAUCAAAAAAAGAUGCUAAUAUUUUUGUUUUAUUGCUGUGAAGGAACUUAAAUUGAAAGAUGAAGAAUGUGAAAAGCUGUCCAGGGUGAGGAAUGAACUGGAGGCAGAGUUAGAGGAAUUAACAGCAAGUCUAUUUCAGGUUUGUUAAAAUUUUUGAUUUGUGAAAAUAUCAAUAGUAAUUGAAAAAUACCAGGAAGCUGGUGUAGUGUUGAUCAAAGUAUGUUUUGCAUUUGCUGGUUUUCAAUAAAUUUAACUUCAAAAUGUUAAAAUAAUGUGUGUUUACAUUUGCAAUAUUAGUAGUGACAUUUGAGACGGGACGCAUUCACUAACAUUUUUUUGUGACAAUAGUAGUAUGUCAUUUAUAACAAUGCUGUGCUUUGUGGUUCAUAUGGAAUGGCCUUCCAUGAUUUCAAGUAUGAAUUGUUGAUAAUGAUGGAAAUUUUAAUGUCAUGAUUGUUACAACCACCUGCAAAUACUAUGCUGAGCAGUAAUAAUGUACAGAACUUGUUGAAUUCAUUUUUUCACAGGAACAUUUAACCAUGAUAAAAAUAACUCGGAGUAGCCAAAAGCUAAAGAUCCCUCUUUUCAGAACAGCCUCCCGACAGAGAACUUUUUAUUACAGGACUAUUAAGAUUUGGAACAAUUUAGAACCUCGUAAAUUAAGCCAAUCUGUUCACAUUUGUAAAUGUCUCUUAAGGAACCAACUUUAUGCAGCUUUUAGAUAAUUUUGUUUUACAAAUGCUUCCUAGUUAAGUUUAAAACAUAUUGUAAUUAGUAAUUUAAUUAAGUAUUGUAAUUGGUAUUAUUUUGUAGUGUUGUAAUUAGUUAAAAUGUAAUACUUGUAAAUAAUGAUUGCUCCUGAAAAGCCCCUUUGAGGAGGAAACAGUAAAGUAUAUAACUAUGCAUGUAGUAUGUAUCUUGCUUGCACUGUUUUCUUAAUUAGCAUAUGGGCCAUGUUGACACUAAAGCUCUGGUUAAGUCCGUCUAGGAGCCAGCUCUGCCUGUUAGUUUGUUGAUUUGCCAAUCGAAUUGAAGGGAAUUUUUCGAAAGACACUUUUGGUAGUUUGUUGAGGCCAUCGGGGGCCAGAACAAGGAUCUCUGCCUUGCUUUGUGGAUAUUACUAGCUGGGGUUAGAUUUCAUCUGCAAUGCAGGCUAUCAUGUUUGCCUUAGAUCUCCUAUGUUUUUAAUAAGUGUAACUACUUUAUAUAUUAUUGAAAGUUGUAUAUGAAUGUAAUGUCUCUUUUGACAGGAGGCUCAUGCAAUGGUUAGAGCAGCAAAAGUAAAACAGGCAGCAGCUGAGAAGAGAUUCAAAGAAGCAAAUAGUAAGGUUGGUGUGCAGUGUUUAUAACUGACUGGUCCUCACUAAUCUUCGUGUGAUGUGCACGGUGGGAGCAGGGGUAGAGAUGGCUGGAGAGAAGACAGUAUUAAUUGAUAAGGCAAUGUAGGGUGGAUAGGGUAUUGUACCCCAAAGGGAGGUGAACCAUGGUUUGGGUAUAGGGUUGAUGCCCUAAAUGAGACAGAUAAAAACGCGUGCAUACAAAGCUGUCAAACAUACACUAAAAAAUUUGCUUAACAGUUAUAACGUGCCAAAACAUGGUUCUCACAGUUCAGAGUACCACUUCUCAAACCAGUAGAGGAUAACAAUCAUAAUACUUCUUUCAGACCCUCCCUCCACUAGUGGCCAACAACUUAACUUGUCUAUGCCAAAAGUCUGACUAGGGACCUGAUGUAAGCCUGGCAAACUUCAUCAUACCUAGAUCUAAAAGUUAUGUUGUUACCUACACCAGGUGGAAGUACUCCAGGCCGAGGUGACUGCACUGAAGCAGUUGGUGUUAACAUCAGCAUCAUCUCCCGGUCACAAAAAAGGGAUGGGAUAUCGCCGACACAGUACAGAGCAUCUCAGUCCAUGUGUAGAAUGUGGCUCUUAUGACUGCGACGCUGCUGUUGCAAGGUUUAAUGGAACAUGCGCUGAACAUUCUCAUCAUCGUGGGGACACCAUGAAAGAUGAACCAGAGGUUGGUUGAACAAAAAAAAGGUUUGGGAAAGUCUUCAAUUUGACUUUUCCCCAGCCUUCUUCAUAAUUUGCAUAGUAUGGGAACACAUCAUUCGUACGAUGGGUUGAAAAGUGAUCCUUGUUUCCCCACCUGAUGCUCCCAUACCUUACAUUUUAUCAAGAUAACUAGGUAUGAGUCAGGGUUUCAAGAACUUGAAAUGGUGCUGCCAUCAUAAGGUAAGGUAGAUGGCUAUCAAAGACAAUAGUUGGAGACACUGAAGUAAGCAACUACAGAACAUAGGACCAUAUUUUAAGGUGGCCCGGGGGCUUGCUAGUCAUGGCAACUGUUUAAAGAACGAGAAAGAUAUAAGACAUAAUUAUAAGUAUAAGACAGACAUAAAAAGAAGACGUAAAACUAAAAGUAUAAAAUUGAAAGAGGUAUUAAAGGUAUAUUUCUUUGCGCUUUGGUGGCUCGAUGGUUUGUCAGUCGAGGUUACCAUCUUAAAGGACUAGAAAGGUAUAUAUAUUAUUUUAGUGGCUUGACAGCUCAGUGGCUCGUCAGUGGGGACUAUCGAGUCACCGAGCCGCUCCAACGAGUAUACCUAGGAAAUUUGGCCUGUAUUCUGUAGUUAUUAGCCCUGUACAUUUAUGAAACCUGAGAUGUGGUGUCAUAUCUGACUUGCAGACAUCAAUAAUUGGUUUUGUCUCAAGUUGUUUAGAUGUUAGAUGAAGCAUUGAGUCAAUUAUUUGAUACAGCUUCUGAAAUGAAGUGCAAUAUAUUUGAGGAAAUUCCGAGCCAAAGUCCAUAAAAUAUUAUCAUGGAAACUAAGAUGCGGUUUCCAGACCUCCUUCAUGGUAGCAAUUUCCUUUUUUAUUUUCUCUUCAUAAAAAACAAACUACAAUAAACUGUGGUGGAUAGAGUUCAAACAGUCAUCUCCACCAUCAGGAGUUAUGUCCAAAAAUCAGAGGCACCUAAGGACGGUUUCCUCCCAAAUGCAUUGAAAACACUUUUAAGGGUAUCUAGAAAUGCAUUCUAAGCGGCGCUAUAAAAUUUGUAUCUGUUUGGUCAUUCUGGGGGAACUUGAGUCUUUUUUAAAUGCAUUCUAAGCGGCGCUAUAAAAUUUGUAUCUGUUUGGUCAUUCUGGGGGAAUUUGAGUCUUUUUGAAAUAUGUACCCAGAUGUGGGUAGUGACCCGUCAUCAGUAUGGAGUUUCUGCGCUCCUUCCUCAGACGUCAUUUCGCGGGUAAACCAGUGGUGACGUUGCUGAAUGUCGGCUGUUUUGUCAGUCUUGUGAAAUAACAGAGAAAGGAAUAUAUAUCUGGUUCGUUUUAGGUGGAUGUCAUUCUAUUCCGCGAGUUUCUACAGUGGAUGGAUGAACGUUCCGUUUCGCAUGAUCAGCCAUUUUUAGCCAGGAUUUACAAGGAAGACGUGGGCCCUUGCUUGAACUUUCCUAACAAAGAGGUAGACUUUUUUUACGUUUCAAACAUAGUCGGUUUUUUAUUUUAUAAAAUUGCUGAUAAGGUGCGAAACCCCGAAAUCAUGCGCGUGAGCCACAUUUUAGCGAGCUUGUGAUAGUGACCGUCACCAACAACCAAGUACGGUUGUCUUGCACGCUAAAAAAUUUAGCGACUCAAGGUAACUUCGAUUACUUGCGUAUAGCAAUACUUCUGUGGAAAAUGUCUCAGCAAUUAAAGCUAAAUCUGGUACAUGUAUGAUGUACAAUUUUAGUGGUUCUAUAGAAAUUGUCCAAUGAAUGUACCCAAAGUACUUCUUCCCAGUUUCAGUUCAAUUUUGUGCUUCUCGGUGAAUUGUCUUCUCUUGUCCCUUCAGCUCGCCCUUGCAGUACACAGUGCAAUUGAAAACAAUACUCUUAUGAUGGAAACAUUCACUGGCAAACCUCUGUUUAGGUAUGUAAUAUUAAUUAACUUCACAGCCGAACUGUGCCAGAAACCCCUCAGCCCUGAUCUUUGCCUUACCUAGCUCACAAGGUGGUUUUGCUUUUUUACACCUAAUGUAAAGCAGGAGACCAGAAGAUGAAGCAUUUUGCCGGAUAGAUGAAUGUCUUUAAUCUUUUUUAGGGGCUUUCUAAAGGGUGAGCCGUUCUCCCAGUUUAGCCAGCCAGUGAUGAUCGCUUUACAGACGUAAACCUGUGACUGAAAACCUGCCGCAAUGCAAACUGUAAGCUGCGAUCAGGCGGUCCUUCUUUCUUUUCAAGAAGAACACCUGAUCUCAGCUUAGGCAAACCGUUAGUGGAGAGUGGUUGCUGCUAACCCCCCGCAUUAAAAUCUCUAAUUGUUUUGCUCCGCAUAUUUACAUUUUAAUAAUUCUAUUAUUUCUGUCCUUUUUGUUUUCCAGGAAAUGUGCUUUAACUGGUACAUCGCGGUUCUGUGUUCACCGUGUAAAGUUAACAGAAAAAGGAGACUGGUACAACCUGAGUCGAAACAGCAGAGUAAGGGUGAGUACUCGUUAACUGCUUUCCUUUUUCUACUUUACUAAGCAGGUCCUAGUUGUUAAAAAGGUGGAUAACGUAAUCCAUUGGAUAAACCUCUUUCUGAAUUGGUUUCCCUUAAACUUAUCCGCUGGAUAGUGAUUUAUUUAGUGAAUAGCACUAUCCAAAGUUUGAACAACUGGGGCCAGAACUUUUGUGGAUUAAAAACAACACCGACGUCUUUUCAUCUUUUUCUUUUUUAAAUGGUUAGUGCAGUUAUCUUUAGUUUCUUUACGAUGGAUAGAGUUGGGACCAGGACUAAGUGAAUUUUCAGAACGAGUUGUCCGCCUCACUGGCCAAUGUGAUGUGGUGCUAUGCAGUGUUCCAAAUAAGAGACGGGUCUCGGGUCAAUGACUCGACAAAGAAGGCUUCCUGACCCGACAGAUGUGAUAUAAGUGUAAUAGUGUUAAGUCAAAUAUAACGCAAAAAAAAUUAAGGACAUGAUCUUGGCGACCCCUCAGAUGGUCUACAAGACCCCCCCGCUUGAAAGAAUUGAAUGGAACGCUUCUAUGAGACUGGAUCGGUGUGGCGUCGAAUUGUAUUAUGGGACACUUGGGAACAAUUUUUGACCCAUUUUCCCGCUCAACUUCGUGAUAGUCAAUAAAAGAAGUAAUGGCGUCCCCAAAAUCAGUCCCAUAAUGCAGUUCGAAACAACACCGACCCAGUCCCACGCUCAUCCUCAAAAUGGCCAAUAGAAAUUCAAACAAAUAACUGAAGAACGUCUCUCAGCGGGAGGUGGUCAUCUUCUAGAAGUGUUUGUCACGAGAGACGUGUCUGUGUAGACCUAUGACUAAACCCUUUUUGACAGUGACUGACGUCUCAACAGCAUUAAUGAAAGGCUAAGACACAUGAUGUUAUCUAUUUUUUUUAAUCACAAGAGUAGUCGUUUGUUAAUUUGUUUUGCUACUUGUGUUACUGUGUUAGAAAUCUUUUCAAAUAUCACUGGUACGAAUUUACCGUGUCUUUGUUUUGUUCUAGAUUGUAGCAGUUUGUGAUUUUUAUACCUACGUACGCUACAUUCAGCAGGGACUUAUAAAGGCAGACGGUACGUUUUGCAGUCAUAUCAUGUUAUAGUUUACGCCCUGUCCACACGAAUUCGUUUACGAAAAAACCUAGCCUACGAAUACAGCCGUCUGUCCUCGCUUCUAGCCGUCUUAACGUUCCACGCUGCAAGGAGGAAAGAGAGACGGUUGCAUUCGUAGGUGAUGAAAAACUCCGUUUUUAUGUUACUGCGCUUUCAAAAACACGCGAACUCUGGAGUUCAAAAGCCGCCUUCACAAUUGCGUUUUUCGCUGCUUUCAAUCAUAAUUACGAUUACAAGCAACGAACCUUGACACAUGGAAACACACAAAACGGAUCGAAAUCCACCAAUCACUAAACACAAACCAUAACCUUUUGACCUUCAUGAGGCUUGUGUACGAUACCCUCGUGUUUCCUUGCUAUUUUAAAUCAACUUUAAACAGCCCGAGUUCUGAUCGCUUUUAGGCUAAACGCAUAAAAAUUGAAGCUUUUUUUGCUUUAAUUUAAUUGAAGCUUUAUCUAUGUAUCUUAGAAAUUUUGGUUCGGAGAAAAUCGUCCGAACGAUCGUACUUCCCCCCAUUCAUGUAAGCCGUGGUGAAAUUUUCACAUUUCAUGCACCCGCGCGUUUCGGCGGUAAAUCGCAUGGCCACCCGGAUUUUUAGAGGGAAAAAAACCACAACAAAGCCGAGUCUUUUUUUGACUUAAUUUUAUUGUCUACAUUAAGGUGGAUAACAGAGAAAGAGCUAGAGCUAGAGAUAAAAAACGAAGGAGAUCAAUUUCGUUGGAAGAGAAACAUGACAAUUUGGAUCAAUUUGGAUUUUGCUCGCAACUUACGAGUUUGGCGUCGCUCGCUCGGCGGAACUGGAGGUGAAUCAGUGAGUAGUGCAGGAUAUUCACUGACUGAGUAGCCAAUCAGAGCGCGCGAAAAACACUAUCCAUUGUUGUAGUAUAUACUAAAUGUAUAUAUUAAACGAAAACGCAUCAGUUUGGACCGCGGUCUGAGCAACAUGUUGUUAACUGAAAUAACCUAAUACUUCUUCUUCUUCCUCCUAUUAAGUAACUAAGUGAAGGCUAAAAGAUCUUCCUCUAAUUAUUUCUUGUUUGACACACAGUGACGGAGAUCUACUGGGAGAUAAUGAGACUGAGAGGCCAAAUGGCGCUUGCUAGAUUGGGACUGGAAACUACUUGUUCAGGCAAGAUUCAGAAGAACAGCAGUCAGUCCUAGCAGGAAUUGCUUCUUGCUGUUUUUUAGUAUUUCUUAGAUUCGUGAGUUGGGUUUUGAGGGUCUGAGUGGGGCUUAGUGUUUCUAGAGAAAAUACUGUUAAGUGUUUGGAGGGUUCUUCGGACAUCUUCGGUAGUCUUCGGAAUUUUUCGGCAAUCUUCGGGAAUCUUCGGUAAUCUUUGAAAAUCCUCUGAAAUAAUCGGGAUUGUCGGCAUAAAUUGGCCGAAAAGUCCUUGAUAUACUAAACAAAGUAAUAUUUUUGCUCAUAUCUUAUAAUACACCUUGUUUGCCC